GACAUGGCCUUGGUGUAGCCGUUUUAGAAGGCGUUGUCUAUGCAGUCGGCGGACAUGAUGGAUGGUCUUAUUUAAAUACUGUAGAACGAUGGAAUGGUAAAGCUAAAGCUUGGUCCCCUGUCACUCCAAUGGCUGUUCAACGCAGUACAGUUGGUGUCGCUGUUCUAGAUGGAUUAUUAUACGCUGUCGGUGGUAGAGAUGGCAGUGCUUGUCUUCGAACUGUAGAAAGAUUUAAUCCACAUACUCAACACUGGUGUUUUAUUGCUCCUAUGCUACAUCGACGAGGUGGAGUUGGUGUCGGUGCUGUCGGUGGACGCUUAUAUGCUGUUGGUGGACACAAUGCACCACCUAAUCAACCGCAUGCAUUAAGAACAGCUAGUGUUGAAAUGUAUGAACCGCACACAGAUAUGUGGACAGAAGUAUCUGCUUUAUCCUCGCCAAGAGAUUCAAUUGCUGUUGCUCCACUUGGUUAUAAACUUUAUGCUUUAGGUGGAUACGAUGGACAAGCUUAUACAGAUCGUGUAGAAGUAUACGAUCCAGAAGAAAACAAGUGGACCGAAGCAGCUCCAUUACCAAGUGGACGAGCUGGAAUCGCUGUAGCAGCUAGUGGAUCAAGUUUAACUGAUACAACAAAUUUAAGCAUAAAAUUAUCCCACCAUAAAGUUGAUCCGCUCAUUUAACUGAAGCAAAAUGAACAAAAAGAAGGUAUAAGAGUGUUGAAAACAACAAAACAAAAUUCAGGAAAAAAAAAACUACCCAGAACUCAGCAUUUUCUGUACACUUGAAGUGUGAUUGUACAUUAUAAAUUGUUUUUAG
Messenger RNA from Trichobilharzia szidati, 816 nucleotides. NCBI's taxonomy places the organism in Eukaryota, Metazoa, Platyhelminthes, Trematoda, Strigeidida, Schistosomatidae. The record is from the annotation of a GenBank genome assembly.